AACAACUGGAAGGAAAGGAGGCCUCCAAGCAAAAUCCAAGGCAAGUAAAACCAGGCUAAAAAUCUCUUCCAGCCCAAAAUCCAAGCACACAAGCAAAGCAAAGCACAAAGAUGGCUGGCUGGCUGGCUGCUCUGCAUUGCCCACAUGCUCCAUGAUCAUCUCCUCUCACAACAACAUGGAAUCUCCAGGGGCAUCUCUGGAGCAUCUCUCCAUGGCAUGACUCUCUCUCUCUCUUCUCUCUCCCUCUCUUUCUCUUUCUCUCUCUUCCUGCCAUGGAAGACAGGAGAAGAGAGAACACACAAAAGAAGCGUAGGAACAAAAUGGUUUUUCUUCUCUCCCCUUCUCUCUCUCUCUCUCUCUCUCUCUCUCUCUCUCUCUGUGUGCUCUUGGAGCAGCAAUGCCACCAAUGGAAUCAGACGAUCUAAGACGCCGAUGCUGAUGAUGGAGCCAAAAUCGACACACUCGGUGCUGGAUUCUUCGUCUUCCUCCUCCUAAGCAGCUUCUAAAGCGCGCUCUGCGAUAUCGGCAGCUAUGGUGGAAGGAGAGCUCAAUGGAUGACGAUCAGGGGUGGCAGAGUAGGAGGCAUGGAUUCUCGUGGACGCUCCAGCUCCUGCAUUGGAAGCACGGGCCUGGAAUGAGGAAGAGGUGAAAGAGUGAAAGAGAGAGAGAGUGUGUGUGUGUGUGUGUGUGUGUGAAAGUGUGAGAGGCGAGAGGAGGAAGAAGAAGAUCGGGGAUGUGGGUCUAGCCAGGACUGGCGACCCACGAGAGGAUUUGGAUCGCGAGCAAGUGGGUUGCUCCCGGAAUGUAGCUGCGCGGAAGGGAUUGGAUCGAUCGAUCGAAUGAGCGCCGGAGGAAUAGAAGGAGCGCAGCAUCGGAGGGGACACAGCACAGGGUCGAGCGCCAUGGCUGUGGUCGGCAAGGAGCGCGAGGAGGAUCUGGCGCUCUUCCACGAGAUGAAGGCGCGGGAGAGGAUCCACUUCCUCCAUCCCAGCACCGAGGAGGACAUCGAAGCGUCGCUCCGGUAUCGGAUGGUGGCGACGGCUCCGCCAUUGCAGCACAAGAGCCCUAACGAUCUGCUAGGCUUGGAGCCGGAGAAGAACGACUAUGACUGGCUGCUAACUCCGCCAGGAACGCCACUCUUUCCAUCGCUGGAUCGCGACCUCCCCAGCGAGGCACAGCUCGAGGCCGCCAGCGUUCGUGCCACCACCAGAUCAAGACCGAGUAGAAUCUCCAGAGGAAGCUCCAGUCCUUCGCGCAGGCCGAGCUCGCCAUCUCCAUCCUCCACCUCGAGCUUGAGCCGGCGACCAUCGUUUGGAAACUCGAGCCCGUCCAGGCCAGGAUCAUCGAGCAGCCGCCCAGUCACUCCAACCGGCGCUCGCCCCUCCACUCCAGGAAGAUCCUCCACCCCGACCAGGAGAACGCUCACCACCUCCGCCAGCUUCAACAAGAUCACCACCACCUCCAACAAUGUGGGAAGAACCGCGCGUAGCAGCUCGCCAUCGUCGCGAAAGCCGAGAACUCCCGUCCAUCCAGCAAUGCCCGCGGGAUUCGCGAGUGAGCCACCGCCAAACCUCCGGACGAGCAUGCCGGAUCGACCAUCCUCGUCCAACACUCGCGGAGCUUCCUUGUCUCCCCGGCUCGUUGGAGGAGGAUCCUCCUCGUUCAAGAGCUCGGAUCAUCGCCGCGCCGUGUCGCCGAGCUUGUCCCGGAGCUACAGCUCCUCGGCCAGCUCCAGCAAAGGAUCGGUCGUCUCCUCGUCGCAAAACUCGGGCAUCGAGGUGAAUCGUCCCAGCCCGCGGGUGGUGAUCACCACCACCACCACGGACAGCGGUGGAAAGCGGCCGAUCUCGGGCUGCGAGGAGACCUCUCCGGUGAAGCCCGUGACCAAGAAGCCGGUUCGAACGGGCGGGACGAGCUCCUUCUCGGCGAUCAACUCGCAAAGGAAGCCUUUCGACACGAGUUCUUCGCGACAAAUGGACUUUAGGAGGAACUCGAGCGGUGGAUUCCGGCCGCUCAUGUCAAACAGCCACAUCUCGUCCUUCUACACGCGAGCCAGCAACUCGCUCCAGCAGCGCUCCAUGACGGACUCGUCGAUCAACAGCAGCAGCGCGGCGAGUGUGGAGCACGACCAGGACGAGGAGGUUGCGUCCAGGCUGAGCCGGGACGAGCGCGACGAGUUUGCGUCGCUCGACGCCAUGAUCGACGACAGGAAGGCCGAGGAGCUCCUGGAGGAUCACUCCCUGGAGCUGGCGAGGAGCUGCGAGGAGACGAGAGUCCUGGAGAUCGUCGAGGAGCUGGAGCCGAUGGUGGAACAAGCUCGAGCUCAAACUCAAGUUCAGGUCGAGGAGGAGAUGGUGAUCGAGAAGUCCGACCACCAUGAGCUCCUGGUGCUCACGCCAACUUCCUCGGAUCACUCUCCACCCUUUCAGGACGAAGUCGACAUGGAGAUCGACGAGAGCCAUCCGCUCGACGAAGACACCGGAGCCAGCAUGAGAAGCUUGCUCGAGCUCGUCAUCAGCAAAGCCGUGGAUCUGGCCGAAAACCAGGAGAGGCAAUCAGCGAGAGCUCCUCAUCCGAGCUCCAAGGUCCCUGGAGGAGCUGUCAAGCCGGACGAAGCACAACAAGAGCAGAACUCCUCGCCGCCAUCUUCCACAAAGGAUCCAUCCCUCCACUGCUUCACUCAGCUCAUCGAUCUAAAGUACAGCUCCAGCUCCCUGGAAGUCUACCAGUUCGAUCAGGAGCUCCACACAACCGGCUCGGAAGUGCUCGGACUCGCGAACGAUCCUGCUCCAAAGCCCAGAGACUGCCGCUCCUCGAUCUCUCCCAGCACUUCCACCACGACAAUCUCGGACAAGAAAGCCUCCACUUCGUCGUCCAGCGCCUCCCAGCUCUCGGAAACUUUCGCCACUCGAUCGUCCAACGACCGGGGAGAUCAUCCAAAGACGAGCUCGACCAACACCGACGUCCAUAGAUUGUCGUCCCGGAUCACCACCAAGCUCCGAGACCCUCCAAACUUCGGCGCAUUCUUGAGCGCGUCCAGGCACUACAAGAGGAGAGACUCGAGGGAAUCGUCGCUCUUCUCGAUCCAGAUAAGCUCCUCCAAAGGUGGCGAGAGCAUUUCAUCCGGAGGACGUCCCGCUAGCACCACCGACGAUAGCGUCGACGAUAUAACCCCGCGGAGGAUCCACCACCUCGAUCUAGCAUGCAACGGCGACGCGUCCAGCAACGGGACGUAUACGUACAAGGUCUCGGACGAGUACGACACCAAAUCCGAGGAGAGCUGCGUCGACUACUACAUCGAUUCCAUGGAUCCACCGCAAAAGUUCGUGGACAAGACGACGAGCGAGCGAGGAGGCAGGACGACGAGCUUAAACUCUAGCAAGGAGUGUGAGAUCCUGGCGAGCGAGGAUGUUCUUCCCGGUGGCUUUGACAACGACGAGGACGGAUACGUCGACUACUACAUCGAUGAUUUCUCGUCGCGGCAAAAGAUGGCGGGGAGCGACGAUCGUGAGUUCUCAGAGCCAGCAGCGAAGAAAUCGAUCGCGGCGAUCGCGGGUCACCGGCAGGACGCCAUGGACAUUGUCCUGGAGGAGGAGAGAUCGCUGCUCGUGGAUGAUACACACAUAGAAGUGUGUAGCAUGGAGGAGUCUUCCUCCUCCGAGUGUGGAGAUCAUCAUCCUGGGGGAUCUGGCGAGGAUCCUCGCGAUCGAGGCGACGAGGAGAUCGACACCAUGACCGAGUGCUGGAAGCAAUUGGAAGAGGCCGAGCAACAUCACCAGCAUCACGAAAAACUUCCAGGGAGCAUCAAUGGUGCUGGCAAGGAUCCAAGCACCACCAAUACCAUCGGGAUCUCCUCCAGCGAGAGCACCCGCGAGAGCAUCCUCUUCUGCAGCUCCAUCGUCCACGACCUCGUCUACCGGGCCGCGAGCCUGGGGAUCGAGAAGGAGGAUCUCAAGGCGGCGUCGGCGGACGAGCUCGUCACCUUCCUGGGGCUGUCCAAGACGCACCACAUCCCCCCAAAGUUCGUGGAUCUGGAUCCCACCAAGUGGAAAGCCAGCGAGGAAUCCACCGUGCGGAGAACGCUCACUUACUUGCAGAACCAGAAGCUGAUGCCAAAGACCACCGUGGCCUUCAUGCACAGCCCGCCCCUGGGAAGAGUUGAGGAGGACGUCAAAGAUCACAUCAUCCCAGAGCACCACUUCAUCGAUCGAUCGCUCGAGAGGGGGGGCGACGCCGCGAGCGCCGAGUCGCUGCGGCGCCGGCGAUCGCAGUCCAAAUGCCGCUGCGUGAUCCUGUGAGGAAUCAGCGAGGGGCUGUGGCUUGUAAGAAUUUUACUCGUGUACUGCAGUAAACUAAAGAAGAAAAGAGAUUUUUAGGGUUCUUGGGA
Messenger RNA from Selaginella moellendorffii, 4387 nucleotides. RefSeq names its product serine-rich adhesin for platelets-like. Lineage: Eukaryota; Viridiplantae; Streptophyta; Lycopodiopsida; Selaginellales; Selaginellaceae. The record is from RefSeq and is a predicted model, not a curated record. Gene Ontology annotation, cellular component: cortical microtubule. Bases 840 to 4298 code for a protein of 1152 amino acids. Gene Ontology annotation, biological process: cortical microtubule organization. The transcript is spliced from 6 exons.